This is a messenger RNA of Protomyces lactucae-debilis, 705 nucleotides long. Its product is annotated as glutathione S-transferase. Lineage: Eukaryota; Fungi; Ascomycota; Taphrinomycetes; Taphrinales; Protomycetaceae. The transcript has a single exon. Bases 1 to 705 code for a protein of 234 amino acids. The record is from RefSeq and is a predicted model, not a curated record.
AUGUCAGACUUGACUCUCUACACCUUUGGCACACCCAAUGGACACCAGGCCUCCAUUGCCCUCGAGGAACUCGGCCUCCAAUACAAGGCUGAAUCCAUCGACAUCUCCAAGAACAUCCAAAAGGAGGAAUGGUUCUUGAAAAUCAACCCAAACGGCCGUAUUCCUGCCCUCACAGACGGCAAACUGAAUGUAUUUGAGACAUGCGCUAUUCUGUUAUACCUCGGCGAUAAGUAUGACAAGGACAACAAGAUUUCCUUCGAGCAUGGAUCAGACGAGUACUACCAGGCACUCUCAUGGAUCAUGUUCAAGCAGGGUGGUAUCGGUCCUAUGCAGGGUCAAGCCAAUCACUUCAAAUUGAUGUGCUCCGUCAAGUCUGAUUAUGCCAUCAACCGCUACGUUGAAGAGACGAAACGUCUCUAUGGCGUGCUCGAGAGGCAGCUGAGCAAGACAGACUACCUCGUUGGCAACAAGUACUCGAUUGCUGAUAUCGCUGCAUGGUGUUGGGUUGUCUAUGCCGAGCACCUCGAUAUUGACCUGAGCGAGUUCCCUGGCGUCAAGGCUUGGGUCGAGCGUAUUGCAGCACGCGAGGCCGUCAAGAAGGGCAAGCAGGUACCACCAAGCACAAAAACUCCUGAAGAGCUCAAGGAAAUGUUUAAGAGCAUGAAGGAAAAGGUGGCUGCCAUGGAAAACACAGACAAGCACUAG